Messenger RNA from Raphanus sativus (radish), 1502 nucleotides. RefSeq lists its product as uncharacterized. The record is from RefSeq and is a predicted model, not a curated record. The transcript has 2 exons. The coding region runs from base 135 to 1247 and encodes 370 amino acids. Lineage: Eukaryota; Viridiplantae; Streptophyta; Magnoliopsida; Brassicales; Brassicaceae.
UAAGAUUGUGUCCGGUCCAUUUGCUGAAGACAAAUACUUGAUGGCCAAGGCUAGUUCUAUGUAUUAAUGGAGAAGAUGAAAAAACAUCAACUCUUUCAACCAGAUUCUCUUUUCUCUCUCUUAAGAACAUCCAUAUGUCUCUGCUCCUGAGGCGGCUCUCGAGUCACGGCCUUGGGAAACCUCCUGUGUCCGUGAGAUCCUCUCUUCUUCUUUUUCUCUCCAAAGGAUUCUCAACUUCAUUGCGGCAAACCCCUCCUUGUAAAAUCGUCUUGGCUGAGCCUUGUGGAGGGGAUCUUGGAAAACUUGUGGUAAUGAAUUUAAAUGAACCUGAGUGCACUGAUUUGGAGAAGAAGGUGCCACUGGAGUUAGUGUAUGAUGAGAAGAUAAUAAUAGGGGCAUCCCGUGGCUGGAUAGCUACUCUAAAGGAAGAUGGAGUGCUGCGUCUCCAAGACGAUUUCAACCCUGUGGCAUCGGAUACAAAUCCGAAACGCAUUCCUCUGCCUCCUCUUGUGACUCUGCCUCAUUGCCAAACCAAAAUCAUCACCAAUGUGUCACUGUCCUCAUCUUCUCCAGAGGAUGAUCAAGACUGUGUCGUGGCUAUCAAGUUCUUGGGACCGCAACUCAGCUUUUGCAAACCAGCCUCUCAGAGUAAACCAGAGUGGACAAACAUCAAGAUCGAGAACCCCUGCUUCUACUCAUCCCGUGUCAUGUUUUCCAAGAAACACAACUUGUUUCGCAUCCCCGGGUCUGGAGGCCAUGUCAUCGGUUCAUGGGAUCCCUACAAACCCAGCAAUAACCUCGAGCUUCAGAGCUUGCGGUUUACAAACAUGCCCAAGCUCACAAAGUCUAAACAGAAUCUUUUGGAUAUGUGCUGCAGGAGCGAGCACUUGGUGGAGUCACUACCUACCGGUGAAAAUUUCUUGGUCAAGCAGUACAAGAAGACAAUCAAGAUCACCAAGGCUGGUAUCGCUAGAAUGAGAACCAAAGCUUUAAUGGUAUUCAAGCUAGACGAAGAGGGAAACGCCGUUUACACUCAAGACAUUGGAGAUCUUAACAUGGUCCUCUCAAUGUCUGAACCUUUCUGUGUCCUUGCUACUUCCUUUCCUGAUUUACUCCCUAACAGUAUCGAUAUCAAAGAUUUCGACGAAUCAGGUUUUGUCCAUCUGAAAUGCACAAGAGUCUGGAGUAGGUCUUAUCCAUGUAGUAUCCCUUACUACAUUCCACCACAACAUAUUAUCGAGUCUUAGAUUUGAAUACUGAAGAAUAAAGCAAGGAGUUUCAAUGGAUCAUGCAGUCCAAUGAAGAUAGCAAUUGGAUCAUUUAGCCUUUUUUACUUCACCAUAUUAUAUGUUCAGAUUCUUCAGAAAAUUAACUUUCGUAGCUUCAGUCUCCCAUAUUGUAAAACAAAAUGUUAAAAGUAUUAACACCAAUAAUUGUUUCGCUGAAGAAGAAGCAAUCUAAGGAACUCGUUAUCUUUCUUUGACGAUUCAUAAUUUCUCAAU